Messenger RNA from Helianthus annuus (common sunflower), 2017 nucleotides. RefSeq names its product probable glycosyltransferase At5g03795. Gene Ontology annotation, molecular function: glycosyltransferase activity. The record is from RefSeq and is a predicted model, not a curated record. Lineage: Eukaryota; Viridiplantae; Streptophyta; Magnoliopsida; Asterales; Asteraceae. The transcript has 4 exons. The coding region runs from base 317 to 1870 and encodes 517 amino acids.
UUUUUGCAUGAAUAACAAACAGCUCGAAAACAGAGAACAAAACAAGAGGAGACGCUUGGCGUGGUGGCGCAACCAUCUUUCACCAAUUGUUAAACUUCCUCUGUUGUUGUUUCUAGAGAGAGAAACCUAUAGAUACACCGAUAGAUAUAGAGAGAGAAAGUUGUUUCAAGUGAUUUAACUUGCUUUUUGGCAAGGUAUCCUAUUCCAUACAUGUUCUAAAUUUCAUACGAAGAUGAAGUGUUUUAGAAUUUAGUGUUUGAAAGAGUUUGAUCAUAACUUUAGUUUCUAGAGAGAGAAAGUAGUGGUAACAAUAAUAAUGGGUUCAUGGAGGAAUUCAAGAACAUCUUCAACAAAGCUUUUGUGGUGUAUUUUACCGUUUAUGGUGGUGGCAGUGUUUAUUGGUGUAAAAAAGUCAAACUGGGUUGAUGGGUCAAAGUAUUCUGUGGUGAAAGAUGACGUGGCGGUGGUGGCUGUAGCUCCGGCGGUGGUGGAUGGUGGUGGUGAGGUGGCGGAGCCACCGGUGGAAGGUUUUCAGAGUUAUAAUUCUUCUUAUCCACCAUUGGGUAUGGAAGAUGAAAUGGAUGUUGAAUUGCCUGUUGUUGCUAAGGAAGACGAUUUGAAUGCGACACUAAGUGGACCCGACAUUUUUGUUUCUGUUAAUCAAACUAAUGUACUUCCUGUUGACGGAGACAUUAACAGGAAGUACACGAGUUUGGAUAAGCUCGAAGCCCGUCUUGGAUGGGUUCGAGCUGCAAUCAAAGAAGCGGAAUCAAGUAAUAGAACUCAUGAUCCGGAUUAUGUCCCGGAAGGUCCAAUGUAUUGGAACGCUGCCUCGUUUCAUAGGAGUUAUUUAGAGAUGGAGAAGCUAUUCAAGGUGUUUGUAUAUGAAGAAGGAGAACCCCCAAUAUUCCAUAGUGGUCCUUGUAAAAACAUAUAUUCAAUGGAAGGUAAUUUUAUAUACCACAUGGAAACUACCAAGUUUCGAACAAGAAACCCCGAAAAAGCGCACACGUUUUUCUUACCGAUGAGUGCAACGAUGAUGGUACGUUUUAUCUUCGAGCGUGAUCCUCAUGUCGACCAUUGGCGUCCCAUGAAGCAAACGGUUAAAGAUUAUGUUGAUCUUGUGGGCUCCAAGUAUCCGUUUUGGAACCGAAGCCUAGGAGCCGAUCAUUUCACCGUUGCUUGCCACGAUUGGGGUCCCGAGUUAUCAAAGGCCGUCCCAUACCUCUUCAAGAACUCCAUCCGAGCUUUAUGCAAUGCAAAUACCUCAGAAGGGUUUAAUCCCUCGAAAGAUGUGUCAAUCCCUGAAAUCCUACUUCCCGACGGAACAACACGUGGGAUACUAGGUGGCCCAUCACCGAGGAAUCGGCCCUUUUUGGCGUUUUUUGCUGGCGGGGUCCAUGGUCCUAUCAGACCAAUACUUUUGGAGCACUGGCAGGACAAGGACCCCGACGUGCAAGUUCACAAGUACCUACCAAAGGGCGUUUCGUACAUGGGUAUGUUGAGACAAAGCAAGUAUUGCAUUUCCCCUAGCGGGUAUGAAGUGGCGAGCCCACGAAUGGUUGAAGCACUCUACACCGGUUGUGUGCCAGUCCUCAUCAAGGACCAUUACGUGGCCCCUUUUAGCGACGUCCUAAACUGGAAAUCCUUUGCGGUUAUACUUGCGGUCGAGGAUAUCCCAAACCUUAAAAACAUCUUAACCAGAAUAUCUACAAGCCAAUAUCUAAGAAUGCAAAGACGCGGCAAACAAGUUCGACGUCAUUUCGAGGUUAACUAUCCGCCAAAGAGGUACGACGUUUUUCAUAUGAUAUUGCAUUCGGUUUGGCUUCGGCGGUUAAACAUUCGAAUCCUAGGUGUUGCUGAUUCUUGACAGGCUGGACAUAAAUCAUAUUGUGAAGGGUAGACUUUUGUUUGUUUUUUUUUUUUUUUCUUAUGGGCUAAAAUAGUGCAUUGUAGAAAAAUAGAGGAGUUUGUUUGUAACUUUUAAUUAGGCUGAAAGUUGGUGAAUGGUUUAAUC